Molecule: messenger RNA, 1072 nt
Organism: Sinocyclocheilus anshuiensis
Lineage: Eukaryota; Metazoa; Chordata; Actinopteri; Cypriniformes; Cyprinidae
Product: septin-9-like
Exons: 5
Coding region: 200-1072 (290 amino acids)
Source: RefSeq, a predicted model, not a curated record
ACAAGAGGAAGAUGCACACUAGCGCCCUACAAACCUGAACAAGAUCAGCGCGCGGAUUACACGUGAACCGAUAACUGGACGCCAAGGCAUUCGUCAUGUAAAUAUUAAAUAAAAAAAAAAAUAAAAAAAAAAACUGAUUUAAGUUGAAAAAAAAAAAACAUUUUUAUUUUUGUGUUAUUAAAGUGGAAAUUUAUUAAAGAUGAAGAAAACUACUUCGCAUCAAGCCCUGAAACGCUCAUUUGAAGUGGAAGAUGUGGACUCUUCCUCGCACUCUUCAUCGCCUCACACACGGCGAGCACCAUCCAAUGUUCAGCGUUCAGCCAUGUCCCCGACCAGCGGACGGUAUUAUGAGCUGGCCUCCAAUGGUACCAAGCCCCCUGACAUCUCAAAGCCCAAAGCUCGAACCCCUGAACCUGUGUCACGUAGAACAGAGCUAGGCUUUGACAUCUCAUCCAACAACAAUGGCAAAGCUAUUGAAGGCUCUCCCAGUCCUGGCACGGCUCGGUUUGGGCUGAGGAGGCCAGAUGUCUUGAGCCACAGUAAGACGCCUGAGACGCAGAAGCACUCAGUCACCUUCAGCAAAAUACUGGAGACCAUUGCCCCCAUCACACGUUCAGCAUCUACCAUCAUUCCUCAUGCCAGUGCUAAACUCCCAGAGACCACCUUCAGGAAAAGCGAGCCACCAAGCCCUGCAGAUGGAUCAGCAAGAAAGCCUGAAAUCAGUGUCACCAAAUCAACAGACACCAAAGGUCAUGACAGUCUUCACCAUCCACCAGUUACAACAAGGUGUCCAUCACCUAAUCACGUUGGUCGGAAAUCCCCUAGUUCUGACAGGCAAAGGCCAGAGGUCAUUACAAAUUUUUACGGCAAUAUGGCAGAUGUAGGAAAGACGCCUGUGGCACGGAAUGAGAAGACAAACAGUGAGUUUGGCUAUGUGGGCAUUGAUGCCAUCUUGGAACAGAUGAGGAGGAAAGCCAUGAAACAAGGCUUUGAGUUUAACAUCAUGGUAGUGGUGAGCAGGAAGGUUUUCAGUCAUUGCCAUUACAUCUUUAAUUCAGGCAGAUCUGUUUGA